CGCACGCAGCGUAAGGGCACUUUGAGGCUUUGGGGGCUCUUCUUUUUUUUUUCUUUCACCCCCACCCCCUCCCCUCGUUUUCGUCGUCUGCGGAGCUCCAAAUUGCUCACCCAGGGAUCCUCUCUCCUUUCUCCAGAUGACAUCAGUCGCUCGUCAGGAAGUCCUUGGCCUUUACCGCAAAAUAUUUCGAAUAGCCAAAACAUGGCAGUCAGCAUCUGGGCAGAUGAAAGAGACGGAGAAAGAGAAACAGUACAUUAUCAGCGAAGCUAAAACGUUGUUCCGAAAAAAUCGAACUCUAGCAGAUCCUGAGCAGAUUAAACAAUGCGUGGAAGAGUGCAAGGCGAGAAUAGAGCUAGGACUUCAUUAUCACAAUCCGUAUCCAAGGCCGAUUCAUUUGCCACCCAUGGGCCUCGCACUGCCACGAGCCCGGGCUUUUCGACACCAGGAGAAGCUAAGGAAGAUCUCUAAACCCGUUUAUUUGAAAUCUCAGGAUGAAAUUUCAUAGCCCCUGAUCCAGCUGCAGGUUGAUAUUGUCUUAAGACUACCUGACCGAUGCACUUGGCAUGCAUGACUCCAGGUGAAAAGGAAAUUGGUACGGUUACCACCGGGUGAUUUUUUGUUUUGUUUCCAAGGUCGGGAAUCCACUUGGUCCCAAGGAGAGAUGACAAGGAGGCGCUAAACCUGCCUUGUGUGAAAGAAAGCAGCAUUGUGGGAAAAUAAAAAUAUGUGGUA
Messenger RNA from Pseudonaja textilis, 732 nucleotides. RefSeq names its product LYR motif containing 1 (gene LYRM1). Lineage: Eukaryota; Metazoa; Chordata; Lepidosauria; Squamata; Elapidae. Gene Ontology annotation, cellular component: mitochondrion. The record is from RefSeq and is a predicted model, not a curated record.